UUUAGCUCUUUCUUUGCCUGUUCCGCCAAGACAACACGCUUUGCGAAGAGAUCGCUCGCGUAUGCCCAUUUCUUCGAGUUCCGCCAUUGCUUCAAUCAUGAUCUCUUCUUCCUUCUUCAAUCUCGCAAUCCAUUCUCUCCCUUGGAUCUAAACCAAUCAUUUUCUUUCGAUUUCUUGUUUGUUACCAAAUCAAAGCCCUAAAUUUCGCUUGAUUUGUUGUUGAUCUGAUCUGAUCUGAGCUGAAAAAUCGUAUACAGUGUUAAUGGCUUCAGCGAAGUCGUCUCGGUCAAGGGUACUGAAUAACACUCCAGCGAAGAGCAACAACCCUAAGGACUCGGGCAAUAAGCUCGAGGAAAAUCUCAGCGUCUUCAAGUCCGAUAAUUUCGAUGCCGAUGGCUUUGUACAGUCCAAGUGUAAUUCCUUGAACGAGAAGGAAAUAAGGCAAUUAUGCUCGUAUCUUCUGGAUUUGAAGAAAGUUUCAGCUGAGGAAAUGCGUAAAAGUGUCUAUGCUAACUACACAGCCUUCAUACGCACAUCAAAAGAGAUCUCAGAUUUAGAGGGGGAGCUUUCAUCAAUCAAAAACCUGCUAUCUACGCAGGCAACUUUAAUUCAUGGUCUAGCUGAGGGAGUUCACAUUGAUUCAUUAGCUAUCACUGUUCCUGAUGGUUCUACUGCAAAUGGAUUAUCUAACUAUGAGGACAAGGAACCUUCAGACCUUGAGAAACAGUUAAAAGAGUUCCCUGAUGUACUUGAUGUUUUGUUAGCCGAGAGGAGGGUGGAUGAAGCUUUGGAAACCCUUGAUGAAGGAGAACGCGUAGUUUCUGAAGCAAAAGAAAAGAAAACAUUAAGUCCAGCUGUACUUUUGUCACUGCAGACUGCUAUUACUGAACGUAGGCAAAAAUUAGCUGAUCAGCUUGCUGAAGCGGCUUGCCAACCUUCUACACGUGGCAGUGAGCUUCGUGCAGCUAUUUCAGCUCUUAAAAAGCUGGGAGAUGGCCCUCGUGCUCAUAGUUUGCUGCUCAAUGCACAUUACCAAAGAUAUCAGUAUAACAUGCAAAGCCUUCAUCCAUCAAGCACCUCAUAUGGAGGAGCAUAUACUGCUGCCCUCUCACAGCUAGUGUUCUCUGCUAUUGCUCAAGCUGCCAGUGAUUCUUUGGCUAUCUUUGGUAAGGAGACAGCUUACACUUCUGAGCUUGUGAUGUGGGCUACAAAGCAAACAGACGCUUAUGCACUCCUGGUUAAAAGACAUGCAUUAGCUUCAUCUGCUGCUGCUGGAGGUUUAAGGGCUGCAGCAGAGUGUGUGCAAAUAGCUUUAGGUCAUUGUUCCUUGUUGGAAGCUCGUGGCUUGGCUCUUUGUCCUGUGCUGUUGAGACUCUUUAGACCUAGCGUUGAACAAGCACUAGAAGCUAAUUUAAAACGUAUUGAAGAUAGUACUGCUGCCCUGGCCGCUGCUGAUGAUUGGGAACUUACAUACCCUCCAACUGCUAUGCGGCAAUCUAGCAGAUCUUCUAGUGCAUCGCUUGGUGCUACAACAGCAUAUCAGCAUAAACUUUCUAGUAGUGCUCAUCGGUUCAAUCUAAUGGUUCAGGAUUUCUUUGAGGAUGUGGGACCAUUGCUAAGUAUGCAAUUGGGAGGUAAAACAUUGGAAGGUUUGUUCCAGGUAUUUAAUUCAUAUGUUAACAUGCUCAUAAAAGCAUUACCUGGCUCCAUGGAAGAAGAAGAAAACUAUGAAGGUUCUGGAAACAAAAUUGUUCGAAUGGCUGAAACAGAAGCCCAACAAAUUGCAUUGUUUGCAAAUGCAUCCUUAUUAGCAGAUGAACUUCUGCCACGUGCAGCCAUGAAGCUCGCCCCAUUGAAUCAGGCAAAUCACAAAGAUGAUCCUCGUAGAAGACCUGCAGAUAGGCAAAACCGUCAUCCUGAGCAAAGAGAAUGGAAGAGGCGUCUUGUGAGCUCGGUUGAUAGACUGAAGGAUAGCUUUUGUAGACAACAUGCUCUAGAUCUUAUUUUCACUGAGGAUGGUGAUAGUCAUCUUACUGCAGACAUUUACAUAAACAUGGAUAACACUUUGGAUGAAAUAGAAUGGUUUCCUUCCCCAAUAUUCCAGGAACUUUAUGCAAAACUUCACAGGAUGGCUAGUGUAGCAGCAGACAUGUUUGUUGGGAGGGAAAGAUUCGCUACAAUGCUAUUGAUGAGACUUACAGAAACAGUCAUCUUGUGGCUUUCAGAAGACCAAAGUUUUUGGGAUGAUAUUGAGGAGGGAUCGAGGCCAUUAGGUCCUCUUGGUCUUCAACAGUUCUAUUUGGAUAUGAAGUUUGUUAUCUGCUUUGCUUCUCAAGGACGUUACUUAUCUCGGAAUUUGCACCGAACUGUCAAUGAGAUCAUAUCUAAAGCAAUGGCAGCUUUUGCUGCAACAGGGAUGGAUCCAAAUAGUGUACUUCCGGAAGAUGACUGGUUUACUGAUGUUUCCCAAGAUGCAAUAGAGAGAUUGAGCGGAAAACCUAAAGUUGCCAAUGGGGAUCGGGAUCUUAAUAGCCCAACUGCUUCCGUCUCAGCACAAUCUAUUUCAUCUGUCAGAUCUCAUGGGAGUUCUUAAUGCGCAUUCGCUUCCCAUUUUGUAUAUUAGACAACAAUCAAAAUCCUUCAUGAAUUUGCAACUAUUCCUUGUAUUCAUAACUAGCUCUUUUUUUUUUUUUUUUUUUUGGGG
This is a messenger RNA of Camellia sinensis, 2704 nucleotides long. Its product is annotated as exocyst complex component EXO84B. NCBI's taxonomy places the organism in Eukaryota, Viridiplantae, Streptophyta, Magnoliopsida, Ericales, Theaceae. Gene Ontology annotation, biological process: intracellular protein localization; exocytosis; Golgi to plasma membrane transport. Gene Ontology annotation, cellular component: exocyst. The record is from RefSeq and is a predicted model, not a curated record.